AUGCUGAAGCGCAAAAGCGAAGGUGCGGUAGAUCGCGAGAGAGACACUGCACCUUCAGGGCCUAGCAAUGAGCUUUACAGCAAGUCGAAAAUGGCGUCAUCGGGCGAUGAUGCCGUAGACGCGCGCAUGGCACACAGAAUCGCGGACCUGGAAAGAGCUCUCGCGAUUGCGAAGGAGGAACAGAACUUGGCCAGGGAGGAACUUUCGAAAGUGAAACAAUACAGGGAAGCAGAUGAACAUGCGAUUGAGGAACUGAGGGCGCGACUCAUCGAAUCGGGCUCUAAUGCGAAUAGAGUCCCACCAGCACAGCUCGACGAACGAUUCCCGUCGCACGAUGAACCGUACCAACACCGCCUCGAGCGACCACAGCCGAACGGCGAAGCAGACGACCUACGCCUACGCCUCCACGCCGCCGAGAAGGAAUCACAAGAGAGGCUCCAGCAACUUCUCGCACUGAAGUCAAGCAUAUCCUCGCUCACGCGCAUGGAAUCACAGAUAACGGACAGCGAGCUGGCAGCAUCGUUCUCACAACUUGCGAAUCGCGUGCGGGAAUGGACUGUGUCGAACUUCAGGCGAUCGAAGUUAAAUCUCGACAGCCUUCCGAAGGAGACGGAGGAAGUUCUUAGCGCGUUGAACCCGCUGUAUAGUGUCAAUAUUCGGAGUACGGAUAAGCUUGCGCUGUAUCAGGCUAUUGUAUCGAAUUCGCUCAUGCAGAUCUUCGAUGCUCCUGUUGUGUUUGGGCUACCUAGUACAGGUCCUUUCGCUACCUUGCGACCACUCGCAGAGCACACCCGGCAUCUUGGUACCACGUAUCGAGAAUGGGUGCGUGCUACGGUGCAGAUACUUGAACGCAGCGAAGCGAAGCGAGAUGUCGAUACCGAAAGAGUAGCCUCAUUACACCGCCUCACCGGAGAGGUCAGCCACAUACUCUUCACACUAACAUCUGUGAGCCUUCCGCCGCACGCCCAGUCCGUCCUCACCGGAAUCUUGAAAGACGCCGCGAGUCUGCAACGUACAUUGGCUUUGCAGAAGGCACGCUACCAGUUGCUCUUCUUCCGCUGCCAAGAUGCGAGUAUGCAGUUCGAUGACCGCACGAUGGAAGCUGUCAAUGACGUUGAUCCUGCUGUAGAGGAUGGUACUGAUAUGGAUGUGGAUCGGAGAUUCCUGUUCUGCGCAUUCCCGGGUCUGGUCAAGUGGGGUGAUGAGUGGGGAGAGCAUGCUGAGAUGAGUAAUGUCUUGUUGAAAGCGAGGGUGUGCUCUGGUGUGAAUGGAGCGCUAUAA
Messenger RNA from Alternaria ethzedia, 1281 nucleotides. RefSeq lists its product as uncharacterized. The record is from RefSeq and is a predicted model, not a curated record. The coding region runs from base 1 to 1281 and encodes 426 amino acids. NCBI's taxonomy places the organism in Eukaryota, Fungi, Ascomycota, Dothideomycetes, Pleosporales, Pleosporaceae. The transcript has a single exon.